Messenger RNA from Prunus armeniaca (apricot), 270 nucleotides. The record is from the annotation of a GenBank genome assembly. NCBI's taxonomy places the organism in Eukaryota, Viridiplantae, Streptophyta, Magnoliopsida, Rosales, Rosaceae.
AUGAAGGAAGUGGGGCAUAUUGUAGCUUUAACAGGACCGAAUUAUACGAAUACGAUGGGUACAACAAGGACUAGUCUGGCUUUGCCGAUUGUCCUCUUUGGGGCUGUGAAAGGAGAAAGAGAAUAUGCUAAAGCCGUUAAACGAGAUAUUGCGGGUCACAACUGGGCCUCUCGUGUUAUACCGUGUGUGCGUGAGCUGUCACGUAAAAUUAGAGGAAAAUACUUGAGGGGAUCCCUUCUUCUGCAGAAAAAUAACUCCUUCAACAAGUAA